AGCAUACAAACACGCCUUGUUUGGAGCAUGCUUUUAAUUUUUCAAUCGCCUCUCUUUCUGGGCUGCAAAUUUUAUCCGCUUCUCUUUCCGGGUUUUGUUUCUUGGGUCUCUGAUCGCCAUUGAUCUUCUGCUCGGUAGCUUGGCUGUUCUUUAGAUGGGUGGCGGGCAAUUGGCGAAAAUGCCCAACAAGUCUUGCUUUCUCCUGAUAGUGGUGGCUGGGCUGGAGAGGUUCGCGUUCAAAGGGGUGGCGUCGAACCUGGUGACUUACCUGACGGACGUCGUGAAGAUGAGCAACUCGGCGGCGGCCAAAACGGUGAGCAGUUGGUGUGGGUUUACAUCCAUGGUGCCUCUGCUCGUGGCGCCCUUCGCUGACUCUUACUGGGAUCAGUAUUCCACCAUUUUAGUCUCGUCUUCGCUCUAUGUUCUGUGUAGAGAAACUUUGAAAAUUUUGAUGCUUCAUAUGAAGGGGCUGAUAGCAUUGACAUCAACGGCGGUGGUAGGGCCUUGGGCCGCCACCAACAAAACCAGCUUCUCUUCAUCCCUCUUCUGGUCUCUCUAUCUGAUUUCACUAGGCCAAGGAGGCUACAACCCAUCCUUGCAGGCCUUCGGAGCAUUUCAGCUUGAAGACGAGCUGGAGGAAGAACUGCCUUGCAGCAAAAAAGAGGAGCCCAGCUCUAAUAAGAAGAGCUGGUUCUUCCAGUGGUGGUACUUCGGCAUCUGCAGCGGCUGCCUUCUCGGCGUGUCGGUGAUGUCCUAUAUCCAAGACACUUUUGGCUGGGGGCUCGGCUUUGCCAUUCCCACAAUCGUUAUGGUUUCUUCCGUAGCGUUUUUCUCAUGGGGAAGCCGAUUCUAUGCUUACAAGCAGCAGCAGCAGCAGCCGGCUAAGGCUGCCGCUGAUUUCAUGCCUUUCGAGAGCUUGGCUCGCGCCGUGAAAACCACUGCUUCCAAGGUGAUGAAUGUCCGGUUUACCUCGUCCAGCAAAUCGGACCAGGUUGAGCUAGAGCUUCAAGAAAAACCAAUCUGCCGUGAAGGGCUUGAAGUCGGCGAGGGGCAAGACAAAGACGGCUCGAACACAGGCACACAUCUGCUGGAGAUCACGAGGAUCGUGCUGCGUCUCUUGCCAAUAUGGACAAUGCUUCUAACGUUCGCGGUGAUUUUCCAGCAGCCGGCAACGUUCUUCACCAAGCAAGGAAUGACGAUGGAGAGGAACAUCGGAUCCGGGUUCAAGAUCCCGCCGGCGACUCUGCAGAGCGCAAUCACAGUCUCGAUCGUCCUGCUGAUGCCUCUCUACGACACGCUCUUCAUCCCGCUGGCUCGGAUCGUCACCUGGAACGAGAAAGGCGUCAGCGUUAUGCAGCGGAUGGGGAUCGGAAUGUUCCUCUCUGUCGUCGCCAUGGCGACCGCGGCGCUCGUGGAAGGGAAGAGGCUCGAGAUCGGGAGAAACAGUGGAUCGGAGACGGAGACGGUGCCACUGAGCAUAUUCUGGCUGCUGCCGCAGUACGUAUUGCUGGGUAUAUCGGACAUUUUCACCGUCGUCGGGAUGCAGGAGUUCUUCUACAGUGAAGUGCCGGUGAGAAUGAGGACCAUGGGGAUAGCCUUGUAUACGAGUGUUUUUGGAGUAGGCAGCUUCUUGAGUGCAUUGCUGAUCUCUGUGGUGGAGUAUUUCACCGGCCUCGGAGGAGGAAACCGGAGCUGGUUCUCCGACGAUAUGAGAGAAGCCCGGCUAGACAAAUAUUACUGGCUGCUGGCCUCGGCAAGUGCAGUAAGCUUGCUAACCUUUGUAAUACUAUGUAGAUUUUACAAAAGCAGGCUAUGACUUUGGAUAUUGCCA
Diospyros lotus (date-plum) is the source of this 1831-nucleotide messenger RNA. Its product is annotated as protein NRT1/ PTR FAMILY 5.8-like. Gene Ontology annotation, molecular function: transmembrane transporter activity. Lineage: Eukaryota; Viridiplantae; Streptophyta; Magnoliopsida; Ericales; Ebenaceae. The record is from RefSeq and is a predicted model, not a curated record. The coding region runs from base 155 to 1816 and encodes 553 amino acids. Gene Ontology annotation, cellular component: membrane. The transcript is spliced from 4 exons. Gene Ontology annotation, biological process: transmembrane transport.